AUGACCGACGAAAACAAUGACAAUCACCAACGAAUGCAAAUUAAGGUACUCUAUUCAUUCAAUAACAACCCCACGGUCUUUCUAUCCCGUCUGAAGUCCCAAUAUUCAGUCAAAACAAUCGAUCUCCCUAGCACAUCUGAUGAUGAAACUAUCACUCUUGGUGCAUUCGAUUUACGUCAUUGCAUAUCACAAAUACUAAACCAUUCACCAGAGAACUUUCAUUUGCAUAAUGAAGACUAUGCUGUUUAUUAUAAAGAUUUAACAGAACAACCAGAUGAACCGUUUGUCGCACAAGGACUGUUGACAAGUUUGGUUAAUAGUAAGGAUAAAACUCUUGUUCCAGGACGAGUAUGUCGCAAUCUAAGUGCUAGUUUCUUAUUUGGUGACAAGCUGUCGGUGGCGAGUCUAACAUUGGAAAUUAGGUUGAAGUUACAUACAGUAGAGAAAUCCGAUUCUCAACAGUUUGCGAAACCACAACAACAGCUGCAACAACAACAACAACAACAACAACAACAGACCAGGAAACGACCAAAUGAAACCCAUAACCAAUACCAAAACACACACCAGCAUCCGCCUAAAAGAACCUUCAAUCAUCAUGUUGACAACACUGCUGCCGCUAAAGCAACUCGUACUAAAUCUCUUCCUAUAUUCACUCCAUUACCACCUACCCCAAGACAAGCCACUAUUAUGAACUCUGAUCGUUCAAAUGUGCCAUCGCGUUACGAUUCUAAGUCAGUACAAGAUAGAUUUAAACUGGCACCUUUCUUACAAGAACGUGUGAUAGAUAAACCACUACCAAAUAGUAGAUCAAGAUAUCCUAGCGCUAUGAGAACUCGAUCAAUGGUUCAUCAGCCUAUACCGGCAAUAUCUUCACCUAUUGAAGAAGAAGGCGAUAGUUCUGAUCCGGAAUAUAAGCCAGGUGAGCUAGAGCAAUCAAAGAAUGGCAACAACAGCGAUGAUAGUGAUGACAAUGACAGCGAUGAGCCUUCACCAUAUACUCCACAACAGCCACCAUAUAAUGACGAAAAGGUCGGAGAAGAAAAUACAAACUUAAACCCCAAUCCAUCGUCAUCAUUUCAAUCACUUCCGGACUUAGAAGAACUUGAUUCUAAAAGAACUCACACGAUUUCUCGUUCAAAGCUACCACAUAAUCAUGGUUUAAUUUGUACGAACCCUACUUGUGCCACUAAUGAGUCCAUUACAUGGCGAUAUUUCGAAACAUCCUCGGCCACUGCACCUAAGAUCUUGGCCAUGAGAAAUAGUCUGGAAUUUGAUAAACGCCACUACGAAGGCAUGUUUGGCCCAUUAUGUAAUGCAUGUUAUUUAUUCUUGAGAAAUAAGGGAUUUAUGAGACCAGAACCAGUGGUGAAAAAGUAUUUACAACAACAAAAAUAUAAAGAGAAGCCAACUAAUACUACUACUACUAAUGCAAAUACCAACACUACAUCUUCCAGUUUAGAUGCAAUUGCCCAACGUCGAUCAUCACAAAUUAAACCAAUGGAUAUAAAUGAUAUAAUGAGUCAACUUAAUUCGUUUGGAGGGCCAUUAACAGACAUCGAUCCCGUGAUUUCACCUCCGGUUAUGGCUACAAAAUCAAAUACAAGAGUUAUAAACAUGGACCCUACCCCUAACCCCGUUGAUGACCAUAGUGAUGAAGAUAAGGAGAAUAUAGCUCCUCCUUCGAACGGUAUGGAUGAUUUCGAAUCUAUACUUGCUUUUAAUCAUUCGUCGCCUUGGAUUUCUUCUCUUUUUGAAAAAGAUGAGUUAACACCAGUAGAUAUGGUUGAUCAUCAUCCGAAUUUUCCCCCGAUGAAAACAUUUAAGAAUAAUACUACUUCAUUAGAUAAUAAUUUGGCAAGAAUUGUACCGAAUAUGCCAAGCUCACCCUAUAAUAGUGAUGAGAUAACUUGGACGGCUAGUGAUAAUAAGGGUUCGACUCCAACUACUGAAUUUUAUUCAAAUGAUGAUAAGAUGUAUCAUCAUGAAGUAAUAGAAGAGGAAAAAGAACAGGUUUAGCCAGUGUAUUUUUAGAAUUAACUAAUCAUAAUAAAUAAAUAAACUACAUUAA
Messenger RNA from Spathaspora passalidarum NRRL Y-27907, 2068 nucleotides. RefSeq lists its product as uncharacterized. The transcript has a single exon. Bases 1 to 2016 code for a protein of 671 amino acids. NCBI's taxonomy places the organism in Eukaryota, Fungi, Ascomycota, Pichiomycetes, Serinales, Debaryomycetaceae. Gene Ontology annotation, biological process: silent mating-type cassette heterochromatin formation; rDNA heterochromatin formation; regulation of transcription by RNA polymerase II. Gene Ontology annotation, molecular function: sequence-specific DNA binding; zinc ion binding. The record is from RefSeq and is a predicted model, not a curated record.